This is a messenger RNA of Stylophora pistillata, 7443 nucleotides long. RefSeq lists its product as uncharacterized. Gene Ontology annotation, cellular component: plasma membrane. The record is from RefSeq and is a predicted model, not a curated record. Gene Ontology annotation, molecular function: calcium ion binding. Gene Ontology annotation, biological process: homophilic cell-cell adhesion; cell-cell junction maintenance. NCBI's taxonomy places the organism in Eukaryota, Metazoa, Cnidaria, Anthozoa, Scleractinia, Pocilloporidae.
GUAAGCCAUAUCCAUGCUAACACCAUUGAGAAUAACAAAGGUGGCAUAUUACAUGUAGAAGGCGUUUCUGAGCCCUAGAUGAACGUUAUUGUUAGCAAUAACUAUUUUUCUCUAAACCUGGCGCAAAAAUGGGAUGGUUCAGCAAAUAAUGUCUGUGUCAUAACAAAGUUUACGGCAAUCGUUCAAGGAAAUUUCUUUUACAACAACGUCGGCCAUUACGUCUUCCUGUAUGAUAAUUCCCAAACAAGUAUUGUUGGUCUUCGAUUUGUAAAUAAUACCUUGUACAAGAAUGGUGCACAGGGGCUUAAUGUCAACUAUGGAGCAACUAUUCUUUGCAAUGGAGCAGCGGAAAUUCUGGGAAACGUUUUGCAGAAUCCUAACAACCGUUAUCAGAUCAGUACCACUAUGAGAGGGAGUCCAAUCACAGUUAACGCCACGUCAAAUUGGUGGGGAGAAAGUGUACCAAAUCUCAUUUAUUCUGUGAUCCUGGAUAAAACUACGGAUUAUAGAUUGUCCAUGACAAUUGUAUUCCAGCCGUUCGUCAAGCUACCACCCCAAACAGCUAUAUCAGUGUCUUGCCCGCCUGAAUGGAUUAAGGACGAUGAGAUGUGUUUCAUGUACAAAGGAGGCUCAUUCACUUUCUCCGAUGCCAAGAAAUAUUGUGAGAGUUACGGUGGAAAUCUCAAUACCAUGAUUUCAAACGAAGACAAACGACUCAUAAAGCACCUAAGACAGAGAGAAUCUUUGGUUCGUUCAGCUGUGUUACCUUCCCUUUGGACCAUAAGCAGGCGCUCUCUGAAAGAGUCCCACGGUGGAUAUGUUCAGAACAGUAAAGUAUGUCCUGUUGUGGCGGCCUCCGGAAAUAUUUCACAAGUUCAUUGUGCUGACCUUCAUCCUUUUGUCUGCGUGAGGAGGCCAGUUAUCCACUGUCCAAACAGCUGUUUCCAUAAUGGGGACUGUAUAGGUGCCACUUGUUUCUGUCAUCCCGGAUGGACUGGAGAAGACUGCUCCAAGUUUCAUUGCCAUGACUUGCAUAACUGUUCUGGUAACGGUCAAUGCAUGGGUCCUAAUGUUUGUAAAUGCUACCCUGGAUAUUUGGGUAUCGGCUGUACUUUCUCUUUUUGUGGAAAGUACGAAAGUUGUGCUGAUUGCGUGACAGACCCGUUUUGUGGAUGGUGUGACAGUUCACGCUCCUGCCGAGGAGGUUUUCCCGCGGGGCCUCUGGGAAGAAGUUGUCUUGCUUGGUUUUACUACCAUUGUUAUACAGUUGGAGACGAACAUUGUUCACGUGAUAUAAUGAGGGUGAAUUGUAGAGGUAAGUAUUGCAAUUUCAAAGAUGGAAGAGCCACUAUUGAAUCCUGUCAAAAAUGCCGCGACCUCGAAAGAUGUCACAAACUCACAGAAGAAAGUCAGUGCACAUCGUGGAAUGAGACUCAGUGUCCAGGCGGGAAAAUUGUAGUAAAUUAUACGGAUCCCCUACGAAGAGAUAACGUGGAAUUUGCUAAAAAUGUGAAGUUUGUGGAGCCUAACGAAACUCUCGUUUACGCAUGUCCAGUAAUUUUGCCAAAACAAGACAGAGUGUCGCUUGUUUUAGUUGCCCCAAGAGCCCUGAAAGUUCAAAAGGGUGAUAUACUGUGUAGUCCUCAAGCAGGAGGCAUCAUGCAUAAGAUAGUGAAAGAAAUCAAGGACGGUCCUUUUCAAUUGAUGUUGAGCACCCCAGCAGGGUUUGAAGAGAUUAUCAAGUAUGCGGACUUUAAAGAAGAGGUGACUGCAAUACAAGUAGACGACGGCUCGACGUUCGAGGAUGAGCCUGAUCAAGAUGACCUUUGGGAUGUUAUUUCUGGGAACAUUACGUUUGAUGAGGGUCGGGUCAUUGUGCUUUCAAAUGAAAUAUACAAGUGCCUCGGUCACACGUAUGACACUGGAAAAAUCACUGUCCACUCGUAUUUCCUGGUAAUAGAGAAAAACAAUACCACCCUAAAGACAGGUGACGUAGUUGUGUCCAAUGCUAGUGAUGGUUUCAUUGAGACUGUGGUUGCAGUUCAUAGAACGAACAACACCGAAUACUUGGAAACGAAAUUCCAGAGAUGCGAAGCAAGUUCUCAUUGGCAAGGCACGAGACUGCAAGAAAGUAAAAAAAGGCUUUCUGGAUCAGUACCUUGUAGCGGAGGGGAUAACAACGAAGGCCUUGUCUUUUCAAAACAAGAAGAUGGAGGUCGGCAGUUUUCUGUCAAUGACUCAAUUAUUGGAAGACCAAGUGGAGGCUUUAUUGCAAAGGUUAUAGACGUCUACUCCAGCCAAAGUUUUCUUUUAGUGGAAGUAAUCUCUGCCAAACUGGACGGAAAUGGAACAAUUAUUACAGCUGUAGAUAUACAUGCACUAAAAAGCCACAACAGACGUAGUAGGCGCUCAACGAGAUACGAUUCUAAAUUGGCGAGUUUCAAACCCGACGGAAUACAUCACAAGUUGCUGUCUACGGAAAACGCCAAGAUACAAGUCUCUUUGGAAAUGUUACUCAAAGUGACUAUGUUUCUUGAGAUAGAAAAAAGGUCGUACGGAUUUGGAAUAGAGGAUGCUACCGUUGGUCUCGAGUUAAAAGGAAGCCUAGAUCUCUCACUGGAAUUUAGGGUUGAGAAGGAGUUGAAGUAUAACAAAGGCCUAAACGUCAUGAGAGAAAAACAGCUCGGUCGUUCGAUUUAUAUUCGCGUUGGGCCAAUUAAGAUCCCUGCCGGAAUUUUCUUGGAAAUAACAGGACAUGCAUCUGCUGAAUUAUCUGGAAAAAUUUCACGUUCAUUAUCAGUCAAUGGAAAAGUAUCUCUCGGAGGCGAAUGCCGUUGGAGGCGUGGUAGUUGCUACAAAACUGCUGAUACUGUUACUCUACGCAAAGGCUGGAAUAGCCCACACGCGCAACUGGAAGCUGGAGCAUCCGUCAAAGUUACAGUGAAACCCAAAAUCUCAGUGAAACUGCCAGCGUUUCCAAAAUCGCAAAAAAAGGCAGUCAAGAUAUUAGAUUUUAGUUUGUUCGACGAUUUAGUUGAAGCUGUUUUUGAGCGUGUAGACCUUUCCAUGGCGGUAUAUGUAAGCGUACCACUAGAAGCUGGUUUGUCCAUACGUCUUCCCGCGACACAAUGCAGUGGAAACAAACCUGCUGAAUUUGAAAGCUUCUACGGAAUUUCUGGCGUAAAUGUCGGUGUCUCGGUUGGAUUUCUCGAAAAACAUUUGACACUUGAGGUGCCUUUAGGAUAUUCUAAGAGGAAACGCCAUUCGAAUUGUAUAUGUCCAGUUCAAAGUGAGAAAAUAUGUUUGGGACCUCCCACAACGCGUCCUGGACCACCUGGAAAUGAGAAUCCAACAACUGAUCCUAAUCGGCGUCCAAGACCACCUGGAAAUGGGAAUCCGACGCCUCCUUUUAAUCCACGUCCAAGACCACCUGGAAUUGGUAAUCCGACACCUGCUCCCAAUCCGCGUCCAAGACCACCUGGAAAUAGGAAUCCGACGCCUGCGCCUAAUCCGCGUCCAGGACCACCUGGAACUGGGAAUCCGACGCCUGCUCCCAAUCCGCGUCCAAGACCAACUGGAAAUGGGAAUCCGACGCCUGUGCCUAGUUCGCGUCCGACACCAACUGAAAAUGGGAAUCUAACGCUUACUCCUACACCUACUCCGACAAAUAAGACAGGAAAUAAGCCACCACCAAGUGGCAAGACAGGAGAACUUCCAUGUGGAAAAGGACCUAUCUGUGCUGGGAAUCGAACGGGUCCUAACUGCACUAAGCCUGAUACACCGCUUCUUCAGAACUGCUCAGGUAACGGAAAUCCCAUCAUAGGCCCGAAGUGUGAGGCGCUGUGUAACUGUUCAGGAGGAUGGGAGGGUGAAUUUUGUGAACGAUUAAUUGCAAAUGGUGGAGGUGACCCACACCUGGAGACAUUAGAUGGUGUUAAUUUUGACUUUUUUGGAAUUGGAGAGUUCUGGGGUUGCAAGAGUGUUAAAAACGAUUUUGGUCUUCAAUUUCGUUUUUAUUACUACGAGCGAGCUUCGCUAAUUGGCGGAAUAGCACUCAAAGCUGGAAGAAGUGUUGUUACGAUUAUGACGAUCAAGACUGAAAAAGUUCAAGACCUGCCCAUAACAAGAAUCGAUGGAGCGGAAAUGAAUGCCACCAGUAAUUCCUCAGACCCUGUUGAAAUAAGUAAUGGUACCGUGCUAUUAGAUCGUCAAAGACGUUUUUCGUUUGAGGCUGAGGAAAACAGUGUCGUUUUGAUUUCACUUCAGUAUGAUGCAGGUGUCACAGUAACCAUCGACGUCCGUCACAGUCGGGUGAUGAAGAGACAGUAUUUGAAUAUUCUCUAUUCCCCAACUGCUGCUUACAAAGGUCACACUGAAGGACUCUGUGGCUUCAUGGAUAACAAUGCUACUAACGAUUUCAUCGGGUCGGACGGAACUCUUUACGAUGAUGCGAUUAAAUUUGCCGAAUCAUGGAGGAUCACGGAUUGUCACAGUGGCUCAGGCACAAGGGACUCUUGGUCAUGGAAUUCAUCAAACUUUUAUCACGAUGACGUAAUGGACAUAACGUACACAGAUCCCUCGUACAUCCCUACGUAUUUACUGGACGGGAUUUCCCAGUCUGUACUACAGAUUGCAACAAGCAUGUGCAAAUCCUUGAAAAUUUCUGAUAACAAGCUAAAAAGCUGCAUAUUCGAUGUCGCCAUUACCAAUGACACGACUUUUACUGAUCAGGAAACCUUUAAACGAGAUUGUCCAGACCAAUGCUCAGGCAAAGGGAGAUGUGUCAAUGGAACAUGUAAAUGUAUCGAAGGUUGGACAGGGAAGAGUUGUGACAAAGGCUCUUGUCUAAACUGUUCAACCAUCCAUGGCGAGUGUGUUAAAGGCUUUUGUGUCUGUGACCUGGGAUGGGAAGGACGAAGCUGUGAAGUGGAAGCCACUUGCUUUGGAGUUAACAACUGUACCAGCCCUGAACACGGCAGUUGUAAAACGAGGGAUGUUUGCCAGUGUACUCCUGGCUACAUAGGUGCUAACUGUAGUAUUGUUCCUACUUGUAACGAUGUAUCAAACUGUGCUGGCAAUGGAAUCUGUGUGGAUUUCAAUGUAUGCAAAUGUAAAAUGGGGUGGACUGGAAGCAAUUGUGCUCAAUACUCUUGCGAACAAUUGGAUUAUUGCUCUGUACAUGGUAGCUGCGUGGCCUUUGACAGAUGUGCCUGUGAUUAUGGCUGGACCGGAGUAAGCUGCGCCCUUCCUGACUGUGAGGCUGUCAAUCACUGUUCCAAAAAAGGAGAGUGCAUCUCCAGUGACAAGUGUCGCUGUUUUCCGGGAUUUGUCGGAGCGGAUUGUAGUCAGGUGGGGGACUGCAGUCAUCUUGCAAACUGCAGCGGCCACGGUGUUUGCAUUUCGACAGAGUUGCUAAAUGUGUCAUGCAGUUGCUACCUUGGUUUCACGGGAGAUAACUGCAGUCAGCCUACUUGCACAACCGUGAACAACUGUUCUGCCCAUGGCGUAUGCGUGGAAGCCGAGUUCUGCAAAUGUGACUUUGGAUACACUGGAGCUGACUGUAGUAACUUUUCUUGUGAGGCUGUCAACUACUGCUCCGGAAAUGGAAAAUGUGUUGGUUACGACCUCUGCCUCUGCAAUUCCUCCUGGUCAGGUCGAGCAUGCAGCGUUCCUGAUUGUAGUGCUGUAAAAAACUGUUCUGACCAAGGAAAUUGCAUCCUACCCAAUGUUUGCUCUUGUUAUCCAGCGUUUGACGGUGCAUAUUGCGAUCAGGAGGCAAAAUCAAACAUCAACGCGCCAAAAUUUAACCAAACAUUUUAUAGUGCUACCAUUGUAGAAAAUUCUCCAGUCGGAACAGUGAUUCUACAAGUAAAAGCCACUGAUAGAGAUUUAGGAAAAAACGGUCAAAUAUUUUAUCCCAUACUUGGUGAUGAUAACAUUGAAAGUAUCCUCACUGUUGGUGGACAGUCUGGAAAGGUUUACAGUGCACAGACGCUGGAUUUUGAGACAAAUGAAGUGAAAUCUUUCAACGUGACUAUGGUUGCAGCAGAUGACGGAUAUCCACAGAAAUCAGGAAUCACCACUGUACAGAUAACAUUACUGGAUGAAAAUGACAAUUGCCCAACCUACAUCGAGCCACCAGGAGAUCUAAAACUAGAACUCCCUGCAUUAAUUUCUGGAGAAACCGUGACCAAAGUUUUUGCAGUUGACCUGGACAGUGGAGUCAACAGCGACAUAACUUACAGCCUAUCCAAAAAUGAAGCAUUCUCUAUUCAUCCUAAAACUGGUGUGGUCACGGCAGUGUCCGACUUGAAGAACAAAGUUUAUCAUCUCACAGUUAGUGCCAGUGACAAUGGGGACAUUUCCUGCGUAACAGACAUCAAUUUAACAGUUAAAGUCGGCUUCUCCCCAACAACUAAUCCCUUAACCAGAUCUACCAAUUCCUUCACAAACAAGAAAUCUGAAGCCCCAUCAACCCACAAAGUCGGCUUCUCUCCAACAACAAAUCCCUUAACCAGAUCCACCAAUUCCUUCACAAACAAGAAAUCUGAAGCCUCAUCAACCCAUAGCCCGCCUAGGUUGCCUGAGACUACGUCGUUUACUAGGGCCACUACCUCGAAUGUACCAACGAGGGCAGAUGCGGUUCCUCAGGGAGGUUCAAUUUAUGUAGUCAUUGGUGGGUCUGCUGCUGGAGGAGUAGUGCUGCUAUUGAUCGUAGUACUGGUGAUCAGAAAAUGUCUCGGCAAAUCCAGGAUAUCGCCAGCAAAACACAUGACGGGGAGAUUGAAUGCUGGUAUGGAUUUCGAGCUGUCCAGGAGGAUGUGAGAACAUGUCAUAUCUGAGAAUAGGUUUAAAAAGGAAAGUUUGCCAAGCGAGAGAGUAAGAUCCUAAAAUUAUUUGUUGGUUAAUGCGUGAUAGCAUACUUUUGACCAUAUACUCAGUGGUCAGAAGAGAAGCUUUUUUUACAAGUUCAGUAACGGAGUUCAUAGUGUGAAUAACCAUAUCAGUCGGUAACAAGCGAACAAAAGCAUUGCACCACCAUUGUCAUUGUGACAUUACACCUCUUACUUAAACCAGUAUAUCGCGAAAUAUCAUACAAAAUUAUGAGCAGCGUUGGAUGCAGCAAUGGCAGUAGCAGUAGCAGCUCUAGUGGCAAUUGAAAAAGCAGUAUGUUGUAGCUAUGCCAGUAGAAAUAGCACUAGCAGGAGGCCAUUAACUAACUAUCAACUAACUUAACUAUGCGUCAUGAUAUCUCAGUAACAGAUGAUAACUGAUUACAUAUCUUUAGUUCCCCGUAUAUAUACGUAAAAAAAAGGUGGAUAAAAAAGGAAUUUGAGUGAUUAAAAAAUAAUAUUUCUACAAACAAAGAAUAGACAUAGCUGUAAUCUUCUAGCUGAUUUUGACUGUGACAUAAGUUUGAAUAAAAGCAUAGAUGGUUGUUCA